This is a messenger RNA of Hordeum vulgare subsp. vulgare (domesticated barley), 752 nucleotides long. Its product is annotated as protein FAM136A-like. The record is from RefSeq and is a predicted model, not a curated record. Lineage: Eukaryota; Viridiplantae; Streptophyta; Magnoliopsida; Poales; Poaceae. The coding region runs from base 143 to 589 and encodes 148 amino acids. Gene Ontology annotation, cellular component: cytoplasm. The transcript is spliced from 3 exons.
AUUAAACCCUCAAACCCCUGCCUUCCGCCGUCCCCUUCCGACUCGCUUCUACUUCUGCUUCUGCCCUCCCCACCAAGAAAAACACAGCCGACUCCCUUCUCCCCCUUCCUCAAGCCAAGCCGGAACCAAAUCGUCAAGCCCGAUGGACCACGUGAGCUCCAUGGAGGAGAGGAUCGUGGGGGAGCGGAUCCGGAAGAAGCUGGAGGAGGUGAACGUCGCCGCACAGAAGCACCUCGAGGGCGUGCAGGACCACGUCAACUUCACCCUGCAGAAAGCGUACUUCAAGUGUGCACAUGACUGCUUUGAUAGGCGACAGAGUCAAGAGGGAAUCACCAAUUGUGUUGAGAACUGUGGUGUGCCCGCUCUUUCUGCCAACAAUGUUGUUGAGACUGAGAUGGCCAAGUUCCAGGAAAGGUUGAAUCGCUCGUUGAUGGUCUGCCAAGACAAGUUUGAAGCAGCAAAGCUCCAGAAGAUGAAGACGGACGCAACCAACGAGCUGGAGUCGUGCGUGAACAGGUCCAUCGACGACAGCAUCAGGGUCCUGCCCCACCUGGUUGAGCAGAUCAAGUCCGCCAUUAACAUGAAGUAGAGGAAUCAGAAACUUCGAAAUUGUCUCGUUUUUUGCCAUCCAAAGUCUAGUGUAACAUGAGAUCACUACUGCCAUGAGAGCAUUACAUAAUGGUGCCGUGACUUGAUCCAGAGAACAGCUUUUUUACUGAGAGAUUAUGCAUCUAAAUGGUGCCGUGAUACUA